AAUCCAUAACCUAGCUAGUAUUGACCUGAUAGCUAGCAGCAAACAAGGGGUUUAGUGUAUAGGGAAGUUAAUGCUCGGCUCAGCCUUGCUACUCUUCCGGCCCGUCACCUUUGCAUGCGCGGCUCUCACAGCCCAGCUGGCACAAUGAGCUACCGCUCUUCCCUCUGGGAUGCUGAUGGUGCACUUGCCCUCAUCCACUAAUCUUGCUCCCUCUUUCUCCCUCCUGCCUUCCCCUCCACUUCCUUCUUUCACCCCUCACAUCCUCCUUCGCCCCUUGCCCUCCCGUUUGCCCUUCUCUCCCUGUGAUUCCCCACCACCGAUGCCUUGCUCUGCCAAGCUGGCUCCUUUUAAGAACCAUCAAUUUAGCACGGCACGGCCAGGCAUAAGCCGGAAAUAGAUACUGUGGUAACCGGGGGUUUAAGAGGACCAAAAGGGGGGGGGCAAAGGGCUUGGCUUUGCAUAACCCGUAGCCCAGCCGUCGCCCAUGCAGGUACGGAUACAGCCAAGCCAUGUCGAAGAAAGAAGAAUGCUUUGUUAUGGAAGUUCUCAGAAGUAACCAAGAUGAUGAGGCGCGGUAGAAGUGAUACUAUAGCUGCUUAUGCAGAUUCCCUGACAGUGACUAGGUUUCCACGGGUCAAAUCGAAGCAACCCUUCUCGGCUACCAUCCAGACAUUGGACGGAAGGCAGAUACCCAUUUCCUUUGGAAAGGAUACCACAGCUCACAGCCUCCACGAAAAGUUGCUGCAAGAAACCAAUCUCCCAACUCUCUCCAGGAAAAACGCCAACUACUACCUGUUAAUCCAUACUAGUAGUGGGAAAGUGAUGGAUGGUAGCAUGUUCACAUCUUCAGGAGGGCAGACGGUGCUGACUCUGGGCAUUGAGGAUGGCUCCAUUGUCUAUGCCAUCCUGACAAACAAACCGCUACGUCUUACAGCUCCAUGCUCGACCGUCAAGAAGUAUGAUAUACCCAAAACAGAGCUACGUUCUUUAAACACCCGCCAGCUUAAGGAACUGGCUCUCCAGGUGAUUCUGAGGUGUGAAGCUGAAGGCUGGACCAGCACUGAUCUUAAGAAGAAAGGAACCCUACUCAAACCAGAGGAUGUGACACUCUACGAUCUCGUGGAGCAUUACGUCAAACCCAUUACGGCAGAAAGACAGUGUAGUUAUGUCGAGAUGGUUUCAUCCAAGGAAAAGAGCCCGACUUAUUAUGUUAGUCACUACUGGGGAGACUCCGUGCUGGGUAAGAUUGCCUGUCUUUUGCAGCAUGCCAAAGAUCACAUGGACGAUGGCAGCUUUACCUACUGGAUCUGCGCCUAUGCCAACAACCAACACAAAUUGCAACAAGAAAUCAACUCCCAUGGUGACCCUAUUGAAACCUCCUUCUUCCGAGCCAUACAACUCAGUCAAGGGACCGUGUCCAUCAUGGACCAACACCGAAUCUGCUUUGCCAGAAUUUGGUGUGCCUUUGAGAUCUUUUUGGCUCUGAGGGACAUGAACAGCAACAGCAACAGCAGCAAUAACAACUCAUGGGAUCGACAGCAGCAGGAAGAGGACGUGCCGUACAUGUAUGAGAUUUACACCGUCAAGGCGACACCGGACAAUCGACACGAUAAUGCAUGCUUGGGACUCCGGGAUGUGAACGUCUUUGGAGGUGCACAAUAUGGUGCCAAAGGCAAGCCUCCAUUUCCAUGUUGCACCGAAAUGCUGGAUAUUUGUAUUGAAAAGGCUGCCGCCACCAGGGACAAUGACAGAAGGAGCAUUCUCAACUAUAUUUGUGGAGGGAGAGCGGCAGCAGUCUCAAAUGAAGAACCGCCAUCGGGACACUGUGCCUACCAGGAAAUCAACAAUCUACUUCGGGCAAGGAUUGCACUGUCAACAUACCAGGCAGCUCUGGCGCAGCAACAACCAAUGGAAAAGUACCGAAAUGCCAUUCGUCAUCACCCAAAUCUCAAGCGUCUCUCCAUGAACUUUUAUGAGUUUGAUCCUUUUGUGGAAGAAGCUCGACAUUUCAUGGCCGCGGCUCUUCCAGAGGGAUUGGAAUCACUGCAGCUGUAUUAUGGAGGACUGGCGUUUGAAUCAUCGGAUGAGUUUGCACGAGGCUUGAGCAGACAGACAAACCUCAAAGAAUUCACCCUGCUGGCGUCUCAUUGCUCCAAAUUGACAUCCAUUGAUGGUCUCUGUGACGAGCUCGCAAGACUACCAAAUCUAGAGCUGCUGGAUCUGAAUUUCAGUUCUUGUACACAGCUACAAUCCAUUGAUUCACUUGCCGCAUUGAUUCCCAACAUUCAAAGUCUAAGGUACUGCUAUCUGAACAUCAGUGAGUGCACACGUCUCACCAGUUUGGAUUCGUUCAGUCAAAACAAAGCCUGGGGUAGCAAUCUACAGCGUUUCAGUUUGGAUGCCAGAUGGUGCUCCAUGUUCCUGGGAAUAGAUAGCAAAGGAGCCGAGGCCUUCUUCAAACGUUUGUGCGGACUACGAGAAAACAAAUCCUGCAAAGUGCGGUUGGUGCUUUCGGGUUGCAAGGGACAGCGGGCGUACAAUUUUUUCUCUACUGCUCCUGGCCAUUAGAUUUUUAAAAUAGCAACUAAUUUAGACU
Seminavis robusta is the source of this 2596-nucleotide messenger RNA. The record is from the annotation of a GenBank genome assembly. NCBI's taxonomy places the organism in Eukaryota, Bacillariophyta, Bacillariophyceae, Naviculales, Naviculaceae.